UACUGUGGUGUUUGAGAGUCAGGAGACAGAAUAGUAGCCGUAGUUGACGUUUGGAGGAUAAGGGAGGGAGUACGCGCAGUGUAAGAACCGCAUGGGUUUGGCGCGUGGUAGAGGUAGAGGAAAAGGCAGAGGCGGUGUUGUGAAACCGAAAAGUCGUGGGAUUGCUGUGAAACCACCACCGUUGCUUGGGCGCCCUGCUCCUGCCCCGCCGAUGGCGUUGCGUCCGCGAGGUUUGCCGGUUCCGCCGUUGCUCCCACGGAUGAGACCUCCCCCUCCUGGAUUGAGGCCUUCCCGGGGUAUGCCAACUGCACCACUACCAAUGUUAGGUCCUGGGAGACCAAUCCAUCCCCCCUUCCAUCCAAUACCUCCGCCCCAUGUUUCACCGCUCAUGCCAUUACGGCCUCCCAUGCCACCACCAUCGCUUAUAAGAUCAAGAGGACCUUUACCUAUGCAUAGUGGUACUUAUCCUGCACCAAUGUCAUCACGUGGUAAAUUCGGUGGAAAAAGAGGAGGAGUACGAGUAAAUAUUCCAAAAGGAGGCAAACUUAAAGGAAAAGGCAAGAAGAACGAGUUUGAGGGUACCUGUUCUAAAGAUGGCAGCCAUUACUGUGAGACAUGUGAUCGAAGUUUUCGCUCUGAAGAAACUCUGACAGAACAUCUGUCACAGCAUCAGACUUGUGGUUUGGAAGGCUGUCAGUUCACCGCACAUGCAGCAGUCGUCAUGCGUCAUGUUGAGAUGCAGCAUGCAACAGGACUGUACAGUAAGAUCAGUGCCAUCACAGACAAACCUGAAGACAUAGCAAAAUGGAUUUCUGAACGCAAAAAACGUUAUCCAACUAAAGAAAACAUUGAGAAACAGAAGAAGGAGCGUGAGGAGAAAAUGAAACGAGGUGAAAGGUUAGAGGAUCAGAAAACUAGGUUUAACCCUGAUUUUUCAGUAAGAAGAGGAAGACGUAAUGAAUCGAGAGGGUCACUACAUAUGAGAGGAAAAAGAUCAGCAAGCAGAGCUGAUAAUACUAUCAAUACAAAACCAGCAAAAAUGAACAGAGCCCCUCGAAAGACACGACAGCAGAUCUCGACAACAUAUCAUUCAGAUGAAGAAGAGAAUAGAAACUGCAGAGGCAAACUACCUGCAUUUCUUGGCACAGUUGCUUUCAGUCAUGAAAAUGAAGAGCCUGAAAAUGAGAAAGAAGAAAAGAAGUUUAGUGAUGAUGAGUGGGAUGCAAACCAGGAGAACAAAGCUGAAACAAAGGAUUUUACAGGUCCUAUUGUGACUGUGAGUACAGCUCUCAGCAAUAUAAUGGGAAUGUAUGCAUCUGGAGCAUCUGAUUCUGAAGGAGAAGAAUCCCACAGCAAUGUUAAAGGAGUUGAAAACAAUGCAAAGAAAACAAAUACAGAAACAGCUGUAGCUAUAUCUGCUGAAAGUAAAAGUAAAUCCCCUGCCAGUAAUAAAGUUUGCAAGCCAUCAGUUUCAAAUGACAGUGAAGGCAGUGGACCAGAAGAAGUUCCUGUAGUGAAGGCUCUGGAAACUACUCAGCCCACAGAAAACCAGUCUGAAAGUGAAGAACAGCAGCAACCACCUGUACGGUCAACUGGCCGAAAAAGAAAACGUUUUCACAGGCAGCGGGUUAGCAAACGGAAGUUUGAGGGAAAAGGAGAAAAUGGUCAGAGUGCAGAGAAAACUGGACAGCCCCAAGCUCCUCAACGGAAGAUACAUUUACACCGAAGACGUCUAACACUUCUCGAAAAGCUCCUUAACAGUGAAAUUCGCCAUGAAAGGAAUGUUAUCUUGCAGUGCGUCAGGUAUGUGGUGAAUGAAAAUUUCUUUGAUGUACCAGCUGAGUACACACAGGAUGAAGAAAAACAGAUGAUUUAUGACAGAAUACUUGGCAAAUUAGAAACUGUAAGGCAAUGUAAUCAUUAUGUGGUGGAAAAAAACUUUUUUGGUGUUCCAUGCAGUGAAGGCAUUAAAUGUGAUGAAGAUAAAGAUGAUUGAAGUAAUUUGUUACACUAAAUGUACUAUAAAAAUAGAAGUUUUGUUAGUUUUGUGUUAUUUUGCCUGUUAUUGAUUUUUACAUGGUGAUUGUGUUUUUUUUGUGCUAGUAACAGCUGAAAAUUGUUUGCUUGAAAACUUGCAGAUAUCUAUAAUUGUUUUCCUGUAACAAUGUGCUAAGUCACUGUGUGUUAUUGUGAUAUAUUUAUAUACAUAUUUGCAAAGUGAAGUAGCAGUAGAAACUGAAUGUUGAUGUGAAUGAGUAAAUUAUCUACAUGAGUGCUAUAUUGUCAAUACAGAUUUUACACUUUCCAUCAAGUGAACUUUGUUAUUUGUGCUACGUACCUGUUGAUCUUCAUUGUAUAAUGCUUUAUUGACGUGUAAUCCCUUGUUAUGAAUCCUUGUGAUGCCAAAGUGAAAAUUUAAGGCUGCAUCUUGCACAAAGUUUGCUAAAAUGACAGAUGUUGUUAUUUUCAUUUUCGUUUUUAAUAGAACAUUCUGUUGAGUUCAAAUGUGAUUGUCAGAUUUUGUUCCUAGGUAGAAUAAUAUUCUCAUUUUUAGUUUUACUUCUAUUCGAAAUGUAGUAGAUCAAAAGAUUAUUUAAACUAGCUGUAUAAUCAAACACACUGCACUGAAAAAUCAUCCAGCUAAAUAACCAUUAUGAUUUUCGAAUGGCUUUGUUAGUGGUCAUAAAGGAAUAAUUGUUGGUUGAUUUUUAAAAAAAGAUCAAUGAACAUAACUAUGAUAUAUCAAA
Messenger RNA from Schistocerca piceifrons (Central American locust), 2747 nucleotides. RefSeq names its product nuclear fragile X mental retardation-interacting protein 1 (gene Nufip). Gene Ontology annotation, molecular function: RNA binding. NCBI's taxonomy places the organism in Eukaryota, Metazoa, Arthropoda, Insecta, Orthoptera, Acrididae. Gene Ontology annotation, cellular component: nucleus. Gene Ontology annotation, biological process: box C/D snoRNP assembly. The record is from RefSeq and is a predicted model, not a curated record. The transcript has 7 exons. Bases 92 to 1996 code for a protein of 634 amino acids.